CUCUCUUUCAUCAAUCAUACCAUGUCCACCAACACAGCUCAAGAGCUCAUCUUACAGCAUUCAACAAAUCCAGUCAAUAACCCAGGUUAUGAAACCAAGACUGAUAAAGCCUGGGCACGUGACUACAAGCCCAUUAAGAAAGUCACUUCGCACACUAUGAUUGGCGCAGAUGGCAUCACUUAUGCCAAUUUUGAAGACGCCUUUCUCCCUCUACAGGACGAUGACGAACUGCGGUUCCGUCAAAGCGCUGUCCCACCGAAUAAUCGGCAUUGGAGACUCGAAACCGAGGCAGACUGUGAGAACUGGUUUCACACAGAGGUAGUCAAUGUUGUGCUCUCUGCGUGGCACGCGUAUCCAGCAGUGACUCAGACAUCUCACACAAAGCCUAUUGCAGAGGAAAACAUCGCUGAGAAUGUUGAUUGCGUCUUUUCUGUCAAAGUGGGCAACACGAGGCGCACUGUAGCUAUAGGAGAGAUGAAACGCAAUCUUCUAGAAGACGACUGGCAAGAUGGCACGAUCGUGUCUGCUUCUCAAAAGAAACUCUCGCAAGAGCUAAGAGGAUAUGCAUAUAAAUAUCGAUGCCCUCAGAUAUUUUGCUUUGACGGCAGUCUACUUGUUCUCCUGCAAUUCAAAGCAUACAGACUCGAGGACCUCAAGGAUGAAGCAUGCCCAGUUGACUGUUUGGCGAUUCCCAUCGAGGGAAGCUCGUGCAGCCUACGAUAUGGGCUCUACCGAUUCUUGGCACAGGGUUGGAGACGAUGCCAGGGAGAGUUUGCGGCGCAUUUUAGUGUGGGAGGGCUCACGCCGUACUCCAGGGAGUUUUAUACAGGGCUGCCUAUUUGGAAGAUUGAUGGUAGAAAGCAGAAGUCGCAUCCUGCCGGUUAUCGAAGGGCUGUUCAUGGUGAAAGCGGAGCUUUGAUGUGGACUCACGACGUGCAUCCCAUAGAGUGGGAGACUGGGGCGUUUUGGUAAUGGUUAG
Molecule: messenger RNA, 979 nt
Organism: Fusarium redolens
Lineage: Eukaryota; Fungi; Ascomycota; Sordariomycetes; Hypocreales; Nectriaceae
Exons: 2
Coding region: 22-972 (316 amino acids)
Source: RefSeq, a predicted model, not a curated record